AGAACCGAAACCCUAAACUUCUGGUCAUGAAGUUAGCGAAAUCCUUCGUUGCGCACUACUCUUAUCGCCGUGGAAAACCAUUUGGGCGGCAUAGUUUUAGCAAUGGAGCUAAAGGAAUGGCGACGAAUCUUACUCCUGAGAAACCAGUUGUACGAAGUGGCUCCCACGCAGCUGGCCUAGCAAUGCUUUUUGGAUUUACUGGCUACAUGAUCUGGCAAAUUGUUGAGAAUAUUCGAAUCACAAAAGCUGCGGAGAAGGCUAUCGAAAAUCACACAGAAGCCCGUCUGAGGAACACCCGUGUUUCUGAAGGAUACGAGGAGGUUUCUUCAGAUUCUUUAAUUUUGGUCACUUUAGCAUUGGUUUGUGCCCAACAUACAUUUUGA
Molecule: messenger RNA, 383 nt
Organism: Brassica oleracea var. oleracea
Lineage: Eukaryota; Viridiplantae; Streptophyta; Magnoliopsida; Brassicales; Brassicaceae
Exons: 5
Coding region: 27-383 (118 amino acids)
Source: RefSeq, a predicted model, not a curated record